CUGGAGCGAAGGCUGGAGGAGAGCGGCGGGGACAAGGCGGCGCUGGAACGCGAGUCAAAGGAGCGCGCGGACGCCCUGGCUGCGCUGGAGCGCCAGCUGAAGGAGCGCGAUGACGCCUUGGCGGAGCUGGAGCGAAGGCUGGAGGAGAGCGGCGGGGACAAGGCGGCGCUGGAACGCGAGUCAAAGGAGCGCGCGGACGCCCUGGCUGCGCUGGAGCGCCAGCUGAAGGAGCGCGAUGACGCCUUGGCGGAGCUGGAGCGAAGGCUGGAGGAGAGCGGCGGGGACAAGGCGGCGCUGGAACGCGAGUCAAAGGAGCGCGCGGACGCCCUGGCUGCGCUGGAGCGCCAGCUGAAGGAGCGCGAUGACGCCUUGGCGGAUCUGGAGCGAAGG
Trypanosoma conorhini is the source of this 390-nucleotide messenger RNA. RefSeq lists its product as uncharacterized. The record is from RefSeq and is a predicted model, not a curated record. The transcript has a single exon. The annotation marks the transcript as partial. NCBI's taxonomy places the organism in Eukaryota, Euglenozoa, Kinetoplastea, Trypanosomatida, Trypanosomatidae.